AUGACCAGCAGGCCCAUGGUGGAGCAGAGCAAUGGCACGCCCUCGCCCUUCCUCAGCCCACAGGCGCAGUCCCAAGGGAGCCGCCUGCUCCCUUCGCCCAUCCCUCCGCCCACAGCAUCCUCGGUCAACUCGCAGCGCCCGAUAUCUGCCACUUCCUCGAGCCGCGAUCGGUCCCGCGACGACCUCGACGCUACGGUGCGGAAAUCGCAUAGUCACUCAAUCAGCUCGAAUCCGCACACCCUGGCGUCGUCAAAGGGCAGCUCAACGGCGGCAGACAACCGGGAAAAGCAGCGCGCGGCGGUGAGAACGCUCCCACCCUGGGUCCAGUCCGCCGAAGAAGACGAGCAUGCCGACGCGACGUCGCUCCUGCUCCCCCGGACUCCUAACUCCGCCCGCCCCGCGUCCCACAACUUCAUGCCCACACCCAAGUCCAACGUUCCCGGCCGCAAGUUUGACCACGCACGAGAAGGCGCGCCAGUAACCCUCACCGCACCCGUCAGCGAGCAUGCUUCGAAAUGGCAGCAGUUUGCCAAAUCCUCCGACUACGACAGGGAGCGACCCUCGUCCUCGCGCGGCCAGGUCAUGUCGGACGAGUGGAUGAAGGAGAACAUGCCGGAUCUGGAGGAGCCAUGGCACCCUAUUGACCAGGAGAAGGAGGAAGAGGAGGCCGGCUUCUGGCUAUUCAACAGGCGGAAACGCGCGCGGCGGUUCAACAAGUUCCACCGGACCGUUAUGAACCACCCUAUGGUGCCCCUUUUUGUUCGUAUGAUCGUCCUCACAUUCUCCGUCCUUGCUCUCGCACUCGCCGGGUCUAUAUUCCACAAGUCCGACACUGCGGGCUGCCAAAACAACUCCUCGACUUGGUUGGCCAUACUCGUCGACGUAGUAGCCAUCGUCUACACUGCCUACAUCACCUAUGAUGAAUACACCUCGAAACCCCUGGGUUUGCGCUCGCACAAUGCCAAAAUGCGCCUCAUUUUCCUCGACCUCGCAUUCAUCGUAUUCGACUCAGCUAAUCUCAGCUUGGCGUUUCAAGCGCUGACCGAUGAGCGCUGGGCCUGUAGGGACGCAGAGGACCAAGGUGUCUAUACAACUGUUUGUCCCUACACACAAGAUAUUUGCGUUCGACAGAAGGCGUUGACUGCUACCCUGCUGGUCGCGCUGGUGGCGUGGCUCGCUACCUUUGCCAUCAGCACGCUGAGACUCAUCGAACGAGUGGCGAGGUAG
This is a messenger RNA of Trematosphaeria pertusa, 1227 nucleotides long. RefSeq lists its product as uncharacterized. Gene Ontology annotation, biological process: positive regulation of catalytic activity. The coding region runs from base 1 to 1227 and encodes 408 amino acids. The record is from RefSeq and is a predicted model, not a curated record. Lineage: Eukaryota; Fungi; Ascomycota; Dothideomycetes; Pleosporales; Trematosphaeriaceae. The transcript is spliced from 2 exons. Gene Ontology annotation, cellular component: fungal-type vacuole; cell periphery.